CGCGAGCCAUGGAGGAGACGCCGCCCCCGGGCGGCAGCAAGCCGCACCUGGAGAAGCUGACCCUGGGGAUCACCCGCAUCCUCGAAUCUUCCCCAGGUGUGACAGAGGUGACUAUCAUAGAAAAACCACCUGCUGAACGUCAUAUGAUUUCUUCAUGGGAACAAAAAAAUAACUGCAUGCUACCUGAGGAUGUGAAGAAUUUUUACCUGAUGACCAAUGGCUUCCACAUGACAUGGAGUGUGAAGCUGGAUGAACACACCAUUCCAUUGGGCAGCAUGUCAAUUAACAGCAUCUCAAAACUGACUCAACUCAACCAGUCUUCCGUGUACUCACUCCCUAAUGCACCAACUCUGGCAGACCUGGAGGAUGAUACACUUGAAGCCAGUGAGAACCAGCCAGAGAAGCCUCACUUUGAUUCUCGCAGUGUGAUAUUUGAGCUGGAUCCUUGCAAUGGGAAUGGGAAGGUUUGCCUUGUCUACAAAACAGGGAAACCAGCAUUAGCGCAAGACACUGAGAUCUGGUUCCUGGACAGAGCAUUAUACUGGCAUUUUCUCACAGAUACAUUUACCGCUUACUAUCGCCUGCUCAUCACGCACCUGGGCCUGCCACAGUGGCAGUGUGCCUUCACCAGCUAUGGCAUUAGCCCCUAAGCCAAGCAAUGAUUCAACAUGUAUAAACCCAUCACCUACAACACAAACCUGCUUGCAGAAGAGACCAACUCCUUCGUGAACAAGCUGGAUCCCAGCAGAGUAUUCAAGAGCAAGAACAAGACAUUAAACCCCAAAAAGAAAGGGCCUGUCCAGCCUCCAGGUGGCCAGAAAGGGCCCUCGGGUCAUCCCUCCACUUCUAAAUCCUCUUCUAGCCGUGGCAACCCUGUCCAGAAAUGA
Molecule: messenger RNA, 887 nt
Organism: Nyctereutes procyonoides (raccoon dog)
Lineage: Eukaryota; Metazoa; Chordata; Mammalia; Carnivora; Canidae
Product: tubulin polyglutamylase complex subunit 2-like
Exons: 1
Biological process (GO): protein polyglutamylation
Source: RefSeq, a predicted model, not a curated record